AUUUUAAAACAGCAGAUAAUUAUAUUAAAGAGUAAUUUGGCACGCAGUAACUAUCAUGGCGGGUAAACAAUGACAACAAAUCGGCCGAAAGAACUUUACAAGCUAAGAAACUUCAUUUUUAAUUGAGGAUAUGACAUAGACGCAAAGCUGCCGCCUACUACAAUGAAGAAGACUCCAUCCAGGGGAGGGCAGUCAAAUCUUCCAGUCCCUAAGACAUCAAGAGGCUCCCCUGGAAGUUCUAAAUCUGUUUUGAAUGGAAGAGGAAGCCAUUCACGAUCUUCAGAAGACAUACCACGACAUGUGCAACUAAGUUAUGGAAUUGGAGGGACAAAAUCACCACAGAGGAGAGCCAUUUCACCUGGAAAUGAAGCCAGGUUCACUGUGGCAGAUCAAGGUCAGCAAAGUGGUGUACGCUAUAUUACAGAGGACCUUAUCAGAAAGAUUGCCAAAGAGGACCAGAUCGAGAUGAUAACCAAUCUGAACCUUACCCUAGCCAAAGAGGGAGGAAAGAAAAUAAAGUACAUAGAGAACCUGGAUAAGCUGAAGAGACUCACAGUGCUUAAUCUCAGCUGUAAUAUGAUUGAAAAAAUAGAAAAGAUGGAUAAAUUGUUUAAAUUGAAAGAACUGAACUUGUCUUACAACAACCUUACAAAGAUAGAGGGUUUAGAGAGUAUGACAUCUCUUCAGGUCCUUAAUCUAACCGGGAACCAGAUACAACAUAUACCUAUCUGGAUGGGACGGAAGUUUAGAGCACUCAGAACACUUCAUAUAGGCAAAAAUAAUAUGGAGUCGCUGAGUGAGUUAGCCAAACUUAAACCAAUACCAGAUUUGACACAGUUAACAGUUGCAGAGAACCCACUCUCACAGCUACCCCAUAGUAGAAUGUAUAUUAUAUUUCAUAUCAGAUGUCUAGAGACCCUAGAUAGUCAAAAUGUCACUGAACAAGAGAGACAAUAUGCUAAAGAUAGGUUUGAACAAGAUGAGGUAGAAAGACUUGAGAAACAACUUGAACAAGAGGAAACUAAAAUCAAAAAGCUGACAGCAGACAAAAACAAAUCUGUUCAAGAAUCCUCCUUCCUCAAGGGAACAGAGGAGGAAAUGAAGAAAAGAGAAAGAAUGUAUAUGGAAAGAAUGCAGGAAAUGGAAAAAGAAUUAGAAACAAAAAAUGGCUUGCUUUCUAAGAAGACAAAAGAGUUAAACAAAGCUUGUGAGAAGCAUUAUCAGCUGGAACAAGAACUAGCCUUCCAUAAGAUUGAUUCAAAGUUUGAUAGUCUUGGGAAGAGUCCUCAAAGAUAUCAUGAUGAUGACGACAGUGGACAGCUGGAUGAGAGUCCAUAUUUAGGACGAGCUAGAUUUAAAGCUAAUCAGUUUUCUAGGGACGGGAGUAUUGGUGGAUCUCCGGGACAGAAAGUCACUGUACAUAGUUUUGGAGAAUCUGCUUCACCACAGAGAGCUCAAGUCAUAGAACAAAUGGCUACACAUUUAGACCAAGAACUGUCUGAAAAACAGGAUAGAGUUAGCAAAAACCCAACUGUUGCAGCCACUGAGGAAAGACUUAAACGCUUACAAGAUGACAUGCAGAAAACAGAGACAAAGCUUUUACAAGCUACCAAAGAUCUGAAACGCAUGGGGGACAUUGGAGAUAAAGAUGAUGUCAAAGUUCAAGUCAGACAGAGGCUGGCUAAAAAAAUGCAGUUGGUAAAUGAAUUGAAAGAUAGUGCUACUCAAAUAGAAGAUGAAAUACAGAAAACGCAAAAUACUGUGCACAAAAAUAAAGUAGAUGUUGCAAGAUUGAAAGGACAGCUUGAUGCUCUUGAUACUAAAGAUCCUAAAUAUCGCAAAAUGUAUGCAGAAAUGGUUGACAAGGAACAGCAGAUCAGUGAAAGUAAUCAAAUGUAUGGCCAGUUACAAACUCAGCUAGAGGUUAUGUUAGAUACCAUCGCCAAAGAAACAGAUGAUAUCAAAAAGCUGGAAACACAAUUAAAUGAUGAUCGAAUUGAUGCCAAUGACAACCUAAGACAAGAAUUAGAUGAAAUAGUCGGUGGAUUACAGGGUUAUUUGGCCAAUGUGAAAAAUCAGGGAAUGAAACGACAAAGAGACUAUGAAUCGGUGUUAGGUGAAAAAGCUGUUCUUCAACAGAAAGUUGGGAAACUAGAACAAGAGUUGGCAAUAUUGGACACUGAGGCCAAACGGUUCAAAGAAAUGGAAAAGCGAUUGGGAGAAAUGGAAUUAACCCUUCAGAAUCAAGAAGAUAUGAAUCGAUCAUUAGAAGACCAGUUACACAAAACACGACAUUUAGACGCUGAACAUCAAGAUAGGAUGGAAAAUACACAUAAGGAAUUAAGUGAUCUGAAACGACAAUUGAAAGAAUCAGAAAAACGUGCUCAGAAUGAGAGAAUGGUAAUGGAAUCACAGAUGGUUGCAGAGAAAGCCAAGACUCAGGAAACUUCUAGACAGACUCAUACAUUGCAGGCCAGAGAAGAAGAAAACAGAAGACUUGCACAGCUGCUGGAGCAAUCCAAAUCCACAAACGCUGCACUGAAAGAUCAGUUGUCUGAGGAAAGACAUAAACAGAAUGACAGUGUUCCCCUAGGACACUUACGGAAGAGGUUAAAGGAUUUAUCACAGACAGUCAAAUCAGGCAAAAGUCCCAUAUCUCCACUUGAUGAUCGAGAUGUACUAGGAAAGACCUUCAAAGAUUUACAACUACAUCUACAAGACAAAUUAAACAGGAGCUUCAGGGAUAAUGAGGACAAGAGAAGAAAUGCUGAAAAGACUGAACUGGAGAUUCAAGCUCUGAAAGAUAACUUGAAGAAAGCUGAAAAUAAGUUAGCCAGGAAAAAUGAAAAGGACAAAGAUAAAGAUUCUAAGUUGCUUGCUGAUAGUAAAAAUAAUGCAGAGGAAGUUAAAAGGCUGACAGGUGAACUAAAUAAACUAAAGGCAAAACUAAAAGAUACACAGGAAAGAGCAUUACAGGGAAAACCAGUUACACGUGUAGUGUAUAGACCUGAAUCAGAAGAUGAUAGGAGUUCACUAAACUCAGAAGAGAAACAUUUGUAUGAUGAACUUCAGCGAGAACUGAUGGACCUACGAAGGGGGAUGAGGACAAAAGAAAAAGAAAAUACUAAAAGGCUCACAUCAGCAGAAAAUGAAGUUGCUGAGUUAAACAAAGCUUUAGAAGAUCAAGAACAACAGUUUGAAGAUGAAUUAUCCAGAGUGAAAGAGGAAGCAGAAUUACAAAGGGAGGCAGCUGAAGCCAGACUUCAUGUGAUUGCUCAAGAUUUAGACCAGGCUCAGAAUACUGCUGAUCAUUUAGGACAAAUCCUAGAUGACAGAGACCAACAUUUACAGCAUGAGUUGAAAAAUUCAGAUAUGAACAACCAGAUGAUAAGCGGUUAUGCUUCAAAGGAUGUGGCCCAGGAAAUGGAGUUAUCAAAGUUAUAUGAGAUUUUAGAAGCUCAAAGAGAUGAAAUAGAACACCUCAACAGUUUAUUGGAUCAGCUUUCUAUGCAAAACAAUGGGCAAGGAGGACCUCUGGUGGAUGAUGAGAUGUGGAAACUGAGACAAGAUGUCAACAAACUGAAGGAGACAUUAGCUAUGCAGUCAGCAUACAUACAGACAAUGCCACAGUUGGCUAGCUCUACAGGCACUCAGGCUCACUUUGAUAUGGCAUCUGGUCCUGGCUCCAAACCGGGGGUAACUCAAUACCAUGGACAAGCUUCAGGACCACUAGGAAGGCCUGGACUCUCUCGACAUUUCGGACCUCCAAUGUCAGUACCACCUAACAUGCCAGGAAGAUCAGCAAUGGGAACAUCAUAUGCUCCACCAGGAGGCUCUGUUAUACCUGGUGCAUAUGGCCCACCAGGUGGCUCUGUUGUUCCAGGAGCAUAUGGCCCCACAGGUGGUGCUGCUGUUUCUGGAGGUUAUGGAGCUGGGGCUGAAAAUAGAGGUGCAAGAACACCCCCUGGUGUUUAUCCAUCAGAUGGAAGGUCAAGGUCAGGAGAAAGAUACCCAACAUAUGGCAAUCCUGUGAAAAGAACUUCAGGUGAAGCAGCUGAACCUGACAACCAAAGUGCUAGAAGUGGUCGUAGUGGUCGCAGUGGACGUGGCCAUAGUGGCAGAGAUAAACAUAGGCGAAGUAAUUCAGCUCCAAAAACUGCAUUUGAACCAGUACAUAGACCUGUAGCUUAUAACCCAGUGACUGGAUCAACUCAGACUAGGGCCCCACCUGCACCAGGUAUCAAUUCUUUUGGAAGUCCAACCAGAGGCAUUGUAGGAGCAAGUGCUCCCAUGGGCUUUUCACACUCUGGUGUUGGACCUUCAGCAGGACAUCACCCUGGUGGCUAUGGCCCAGGAGUAGGAUAUGGAUCCACACAAACUCCUGGUUAUGCAGGAACACAGACUGCUGGACCAACUGUUGGUAUGAUGAUGCCACCUGGUGUACCCAAUUACAGACCUAUGACAGGUGCUCCAGCACAUACCUUAGGAUACAAAUCUGGGCGAGCAUUCUUACCAGCUUACUCCACAUCACCUGAGCGUCCAGCAGGCAGAGUGUACUACCAAUCAAGUGGUGGCAUACCAAUGCCCCCUCCACCACCACCGCCACCACCAAUGCCACAGUAUGGAUCACCUGGUCCCCGUGUAUCGUACCUUCCUGUUAGUCCUAUAGCAUCAGGGACACCAUUAUCUAGAAGAAGUGCUAUGAAUGAAGGAUCACUAACAUAUCCACCAAGUCCUAUAGUGGCAGGAUCGGUAGAUAUGUCAACUGGACAGCCCCGAGGGAUCUUAAAGAGUCCAGCCACAGGAUCGGAUGAUAGUUAUUUAUUCUGUAAUGUUCCAGAGCAUCAUGAUUUAGAAGAUUAUAUUGCAGAGUUACAAGACAAAGUAAAAAGAUUAAAGGCCAAAUAUUUGAAGAAUCAGGCUGCACAGGAGGAAGAAGAGGUUGAUGAUGAACACAGGUUGAUUAGAAGAUUGAGGGGAGAACUUGAGGAGAGACGUGAUGAACUGGAAGGUUUAGAUCUAGCAAUAGAGAGACAGAAAAAGAAUUUAAAAGAUUUACGGAAAGAAGAGAAAAAUCUGAAUCAUGAGAGACAGUCAGCAAGGGAAGAACUGGAAUUCAUGAGUAAAGAAAAAAGAAAAAGACGACCUAAAAUUAUAGUGGAUGAUGACUCCUCAGAUGAUUCCUUAAGUGAAGGUCUGAAAGCCAGCCGUAGAAAUUACCUGAAAGAUGAGAUCAAUGCUCUGGAGAGGACAUUGGGUAAAAGGCGAGGUCAGUUAAAGAAUGCUGACCGACUCCUUAAAACAUGUAACACCGAUCUAAUUGAUGCAAGGGAACAGGCAAAAGAUACAGUGAGUAAGUUUGAUAAUGCUGCUUCUGGUCUUGAAACAACAGUAAAAGAAAAAGAUGAGUUAGAAAGGCGAGCCAAUCUAGCAGCUCUCGACUUAAUAAAGGCUCAGGAACAACUUGGUGGAAUUAGAUCAGAACUCCGGGAUAUUGAAAGAAAACGUAACAAACAGGAUAGAUUGUUACGGGAUGUUAAUCAGGUUAUAAAUAAAAGAGAUGGGGAAUACAAGGAUGUUGACGGUAGAGUUCGUGCAGCUACAGAAAAUUUAAGAAGAUUACAUGAUGAAAUAAAUUCAGCAACUCAGAGAGAGAAAGAUACACUUUCAGCCCUCCGUGAUGCAGAAGAUGUUCUCGGCAAACGGCGGUCAGACAUACAACGUAUGCGAGACCAGAUUGAAUCACAAAAGAGAGAAUUAGAAAAGGUUGACCAGCUGAUGGGUAAAAAGAGAACUGAGUUACACUUACUACAAGACACAGCUGAGAGGAAACAGUCAGAGUUAGCUUCAGUGUUAAGAGAGGCUGAUGCAGAAGCAACUGCAAAACAGAGAGAAUUAAGGGAAUUGAAAGAGUAUUUGCGAGACCUGGAAUCUCAGAAAAAUGAUCUUAUAUCUCACAUGAAAACAAAACGCAAUGAACUCAAUAAAUUAAAGGAAGCUGUAGAAACAGAGGAUGAAGUGUUACAAAAACUUGUUAGUUCUGUGAAUAAACAUAAAACUGAAUUAAAGCAUACAUAUGAAAUGCAACGACUGGAAAAUGGUGAAUUAGAUAGUUUAAAAACCCAGCAUGCACAGAAGUUAGCAGAAUUAGAAAGAACGCAAAGGGAAUUGACAGAGGAAAAGUCAGAGUUAGAACAAUUGAAUGCAGAAACAAGUAGAAAGUCAGCAGAGGUUGAGAGAUUACGACAGGCACUAGACCGUGACAGACAGGAAGUGGAAAGAUUAACACUAGAGAAACAGUCAUUAGAAGACAGGGUAGCAGCUAUGAAUAGGGAGAGAGAUUUAUUAGAUGAUUCAUGUAAAGAUAUGGAUAAUAAAAUGAUAAUGAUGAAAAGAAAUCAUCAGGCAUUGGAAGAAAAGAUAGAAGUAACCAGCAGACGGUCAGAAAAACUAGAAAUAGAACUGAGACAGAGAGAAAAAGAAAUGGAUGAAGCUAAUCAUCAGAGAACAGCAUUACAGAAAGAGGUUCAACAAUUAAAACUGGCUUGUAAAGAAUGCAGAAGUGAAGUAAAGUCAUUGAAAGAGAACAUUCGAGAUUCAGAUGACAGAUAUGAAAGUUUACAAACGGAUUUGAAAGAUACUUAUAUGAAAAGAGAUGAAGCUAAAUUGGAAUAUGAAAGAUUAAAUGAAGGAAUACGCCAAAGUCGCCUGGCUCAUGAUGACUAUUUACGACAAGAAAAAUCAAAACAACUAGAGUUACAGGACUUGUUAAAGAAUGUCAACAACAAACAACUGGAGUAUCAAGAAACAAAAAUGGCAUUGAAUAAAGUAAGAAAAGAUGUUGAACGUGAAGAAAAGAAGCUUAACCAUUUGGUCAGUAAUGCUAACAUCGAAUUGGAUCACAUUCGAUCAGAUUUACAUACCAAACAAAUUGAGUUGGAUGAUGCCACAUCUACAAUGAAUAAUCUGAAGAAAGAGUCCAAGGCUUUACAAAUGAAUGAAGAGAAAUUCAUUGAAAUGGAAAAGAUUAUGAAAGACCUCGAAAGAGAAAUACUGAGCAGGAACGAAGAAAAGAACGAAUUAUCCAAAGCUUUGUCAAGGUCAUAUGAAGAACUUCAGAAACAUAGAACCAAUUCUACCCAGGAGAAUGAAAAAAAUACCCGUGAACGUCUGAAUUUAGAGAACAAAAUUCAUGAUCUGAAAAAUCAGCUGGAAGCAGCCAAUCAGCUCCUAGUUGGUAAUUGCAUGUUGAAAAGUUUUGAAAAAUGCAUAAAAUCAAAGGAAAGGAAAACUAUGUCAAAGAGAGCAAAUUCACAAGUAACAGAACUGCAGUCCUUAGCUGAAGAACAUUUUAACAGAGCUAAUCGUCUAGAUGGAGAAUUGAGUCGAAUAAGAAAAGACAGGAAAGAUAUAAAAAGACAGUUACUAACCCAGAAUGAAAUAAGACAAAAAGAACAAGAGCUUGAAGAUAAACUCAGGCAUCUACAGAAAUUACAAACUGCUCUUCACUCUCCACGGUCAAAUGGCUUUGCAGACACCACAGAUGAUAGUAACAAACACACAGAUGACAAAGAUGACCUUGAUAUUCAUCUUGAGAAUCUGAAACAGAAUUUCCCACAGGUCAUAUCUGAAAACAAGGAGAAUAUUCAAACAGAUCUAAGAGGAAAGCUAACCGAAGAACAAGAUUAUUUAAGGUAUCAGCUUCAGCAGCAAAUGAAACGACAUGCCGAUGCCAUGGAAACAGCUAGGUUACAGUCAGAAGGAACGAUAGAAAGUCUGAGAGAUAAACUUAAUACUUUACAAGAGGUUUUAGUGAAUACGGGUGACUCUUCAGAUGACCAACGAAGAUCUACUAGAACAAGGACAAGGUCAUCAUCACCAGGCAAAUCUGUACUAGAUACAGCAAUGAUACUUGAUAGAAAUAGAUCGCCAAGUCCUGGCCAGUCACAACGUAGUUAUUCAGCACAGAGACAUCGAUCAAGGUCAACAGAUCGUGCACCUAGUCCACUAUUUCCUGACAGAGAAUUAUUAACAGCAUGAAGUUUAUGUGGGAACAAAAACAAACAUUUGCGUGUUGAUAGCUGACAGCAAUGACUUUAUGGUCAGUGGUACUGAUAGGCAGCAGACGUUCUGAAGUUAUGAUGGAAGUGCAUUUUUAUUUCGUUCCUCUCAGCAUUUAUCCCUAGCAAUGGUUGCAAGACAUUAUAAAAUGCUGGUUUUGCAACAUUUUCGUGAAAAGUUUCUGUGAUAUUUAUUUAUUCUUUUAUAUUUGUAUUUAUAUUUCUAGAAAAUUUACAUGUUUUCUUUUAGAAAGUCUUUGUCAUUUUAUAUAAACUUUUAACACUGAAAAUAUUCCGUCCAGAAUUUUUUAUGUUUAAUUAUACCACAUUUUUUAAGGUAAAAACUUUUUUUAGUUAUCAUAGAAGAUUUAUGCAAUGUAAAUAAAAUUUAAACAUCAAUACAAAAAUCAUAACACAGUAUUAUUCUCAUUGCAUAGUGAUUUAUAAGUUCUAGGAAUUUAUUUAUUUAUAUAGACAGAUUUCCAUACAUAGCAUGGAUGUUUGAAUAUUUAAUGCAUUUUAAUUAUUGAAUAUUUAAUGCAUUUUAAGUAAUUUUUGAAUAAAGAUUUGAUUUAUGAAUCUUUAAUAAUGCACAUUCAGUUUUCAAUUUUUUACCUAAAUUUUCUUCAACCUAUAUGGAUAAUUUAGAAAAGAAUAUAUAUUUUAGAAAAAACAAAAAAUCUACAGAGAUUGCUAUUUUAAAUGAUAUGGAUAUCAUUUUAGAUUUAAUGAAAUAAACCUUUUCAAAACAGUUUGUAUUUAAAAAUGUAAUAAAUGUAAUGUGCUUACGUAUUCCAUAGUGAAUUAAUUUAUGAUUUAUCUAUUUGUUUAGUGUUAGUGCCAAACGUACACAAGAUUCGAGCAUUCUAAAUAAAUAUUUAUUAUAUGUAA
This is a messenger RNA of Mytilus trossulus (common blue mussel), 8951 nucleotides long. RefSeq names its product centriolin-like. NCBI's taxonomy places the organism in Eukaryota, Metazoa, Mollusca, Bivalvia, Mytilida, Mytilidae. The coding region runs from base 163 to 8040 and encodes 2625 amino acids. The transcript is spliced from 55 exons. The record is from RefSeq and is a predicted model, not a curated record. Gene Ontology annotation, molecular function: protein binding. Gene Ontology annotation, cellular component: type III intermediate filament.